UUGGGAAACACUCUCCAUCUUUGCUUUUCGAGGGAAUGCUGGAAAAUCCCAAAAUGUCGAAAAACACUUUAAAUAAGUAUAUUUGAAGCUAUCUCAAUGCUGAUUGUGGUUGUGACAGAUCAGAAGCUUGUCUUUUCUCUUCAUCUCAAGAUCAUAGACUGAUUUCCGCCAGGGUCAUCUAUGGCAUCACUCACCGACAAAGCUGACCCACUGACCCUGGCACCGUAUUGAGUUUUGUGUCUUCAGCAGAGACAAAAGACAUACAACAAUCCAAGGCAAAACAACAAUACUCCAAUAUAGCAAAAGCCGAAGUCUUACGAGACAAAGUGUUGCGCCAAUGACGGCAGACUCCAACAAACCGCUGAAGAACGACGAGAAGAAGGAUUUGGUGACUGUCGAAUCACGUGAGCGCUGGGAUCGGAAGAUCGAGUUUCUCUUCGCGUGCAUUGGGUUUGCAGUGGGCUAUGGAAACUUCUGGAGGUUUCCUUACAUGUGUUUCAAGAAUGGAGGCGGUGCCUUUCUCAUCCCGUAUGUGUUGUUCCUAUGCCUGGGCGGAAUACCUUUAUUCUUCAUGGAACUGAGUUUGGGACAGCUUCUACAAGAAGGCCCGAUAAAAGCGUGGCAAAAAAUAUGUCCUCUCUUCUCCGGUAUUGGUUUUGCAUCCAUUGUCAUCUCAUUCAUCGUUUCUAUCUACUACAACGUGAUCCUUGCAUGGAGUCUGUACUUUUUGUACAACUCAUUCUUUGCCGACAUACCAUGGGUGGGCUGCCAUCAUUCAUGGAACACCCCAGAUUGCUAUGUGUACAACGCAUCUGCCAAUGCCUCCGGAGUCUCGUCCAGCCGAGAAUUUCUAGUAAAAAACGUGCUCGAAAUCACCAAAAGCAUCGAAGAACCGGGAGGCCUGAGUGUUCACCUGACCUUGUGUCUGCUGGUUGCCUGGAUACUUGUGUACUUCUCCAUUUGGCGGGGGAUCCGUACGACUGGCAAAGUGGUCUACGUCACCGCUACUCUUCCUUACAUCAUACUGGUCAUAUUUUUUAUCAAGGGCGUGACCCUGCCGGGGGCGAUAGACGGGGUUCUCUACUUCAUUACUCCGCAGUGGGACCGACUACAGGACCCAAAGGUUUGGAUAGACGCUGCUUCUCAGAUCUUGUAUUCCUUGACGAUUGGGUUUGGUGUGCUCAUCGGUUUUGCCAGCUACAAUCCACGAAAAAACAACGUUUUCAGCGACGCUCUUCUGAUCUCUGUCAUUAACUGUGCCACGAGUGUUUUCGCUGGGUUCGUCAUCUUUGCUAUUGUGGGUUACAUGGCGCAUGUGCAGGAGAAGAGCGUCCCUGAGGUAGCAUCACAAGGACCUGGCCUUGUUUUCAUCGUUUACCCAGCAGCUAUUUCUCAGCUUCCGUUUCCCCAGAUAUGGGCAGUGAUCUUCUUUCUAAUGCUGAUAGCGCUUGGACUUGAUAGUCAGUUUGGACAGGUUGAGGUUGUAGCUGCCGCUCUUAUAGAACAGUGGCCGAGACAACUGCAUAAACAUCGCGAGUUAGUCGUAUUGGUGAUUUGUUUUGUGAUGUUUCUCCUUGGGCUCUCCUGUGUAUCAAAGGGCGGGAUGUUCGUGUUCAAUUUAUUCGACUCGUUUUCAUGCGGCCUCUCCCUCUUGUUUGUCGUUUGCUUUGAGCUUCUCGUCAUUGGCUGGAUUUAUGGGGCACGUCGUUAUGCCGACAACAUAUCCCAGAUGAUUGGGAGACCUGUGCUGCAGUGGUGGGUCAUCUGUUGGAAGUACAUCUCACCCAUCAUGGUCCUUGGAAUCUUCGUGUUCAGCUUGGCGAAAUACAAGAGAAUCACGUAUGAGAAUGUGCCAUACCCAGCGUGGGCGGAAGGUGUUGGGUGGCUGCUCGCUUUGAGUUCAAUGCUGUGUAUUCCCGUUACAAUGUGUUAUAAGAUCUACAAGGCAGAGGGCACAUUCCUUCAGCGCUUGACCAACGAAGCCUUUGUGACACUGGAUGACCUUGACCUCGAGAUAGAGAAGUGUUCAGAGAAGGCACCAAUACAGCGCGAAAUAGUGUACCACUUUACCUCCAACGUGUGAUGUUUUUUACUCAGGAUUGUGAAUAGAGCUGACGAACAAACAUUGCAUAAAUCUACCAGAGCUUUUCCUUUUUGUUGUACUAACUUUUUUUUUUAUGGUUGAGUAAUAUGUGUGCAGUACAUAGCAACAAGAGAGAGUCACUUAUCUAACAAAGAACUAGCAAAGUAAUAAAGAAACUGGAUUUUUCAUUA
Messenger RNA from Nematostella vectensis (starlet sea anemone), 2274 nucleotides. RefSeq names its product sodium- and chloride-dependent GABA transporter 1. Gene Ontology annotation, cellular component: membrane. The coding region runs from base 338 to 2083 and encodes 581 amino acids. The transcript is spliced from 15 exons. Gene Ontology annotation, biological process: sodium ion transmembrane transport. NCBI's taxonomy places the organism in Eukaryota, Metazoa, Cnidaria, Anthozoa, Actiniaria, Edwardsiidae. The record is from RefSeq and is a predicted model, not a curated record.